AUGGCUCCUUACACCAACUUGCGCCAUUCCUUCGCAGAGGCAGGCGCGUUGGACUCGGAAGACGAUCUUUUGGCCACCGCAACAACUGCUUCCGACACCAGACGACUCAAUUCAAAGAUGGCGCGAGGAACCAAGGCGAAGGCGGCUACCACUCGACGUGUGAGCGCUACAAAGCGCAAGGCUCCCGCCAAACCUCGAGCUCGACAACCAUUGAAAGACACAACCAACAUUCAGGCUGGCAGCGACACGGAAGAGGUGGAGCAAUUCGACGGCGACGAUGUCGCGAAGCCCAAGGCGAAGCGUGCGAAGACAACUACGACUACUGCAAUUUCUGAAUCCCGUGCGCCAGCAAAACCGCGAACCACCAAGCGAGCCCCGGUCGCCGAUACACUCAGAGUCAUUCCCGAAACACAGCCAGAUCCCGAACAGGAAGCCGGCGAUGUCUCCCAAUCCAUCGAAAUUGACGAGAUGGAUAUCGCCGCCAUUCCCACGCCGCCACCCCCAGCACGAUUCGCUCAGCGACCUCGGUCCACCUCCGUCCAGCCCCAGAUCCAAGCUCUACUACCACGCCCAAGCGCCCGCUCAGCAUCUGUACAGGCUGGCUACCCACCUCCUCGCGAACGAAGCGGAAGCGCUAGUGGCGCCGAGCGCGAACGAAGAGGUGGCGACCCUGAGCUCAGACGAAAGCUGAACGACGUGACGCAAAAGUACGAGAAGCUCAACCUCAAAUACCAAAAUCUUCAAGAAGUCAAAGAGACGGGAGCGCAGAGUAGCUUUGAGAAAUUGAAGCGCGCGAGUGAGCAGAAGGCGAAAGACGCGGACGCGCUUGUUGCGGGCUUGAAGAAGGAAUUGGCCGAGCUGAAGAAGGCGAGCGCUGCUAGUGCGAAGAAUGUCGCCGAGGCGAAGGAGAACGAAGCCUUGCAGAAGCAGCUAUCCAGCGCAACGGCGACGAACAGCGGCCUGGCAACUGAGAACGCGAAUCUGAAGUCUUCAUUGCAGGUGGCGCAGAACGAGGUCAAAGCACUCGAGGCUAAGCUGGUAGCCGCACGCCAACAGAGCUCUGCGCAGGAAGAGAACAAGAAGGGCGCCAUGGACGGAAAGAACAAUCUCAGCCGCAGUGUCGGACCGAAUGCCACCGACGCUCAGAAGGAAGCCAAGAUGAAGGAGAACCUCUACUCCGAUCUGACCGGCCUCAUCAUCCGCGGCGUCAAGAGGAAAGAGGGAGAAGAUGAAUACGACUGUAUCCAAACUGGCCGGAACGGAACACUCCACUUCCACCUAUCCGUCGCCAACGACUCGAGCAUCCCCAAUCCACGCACGCCCUCCGGCUUGUCGUACGGAGAGGCCGAAUUCGCCUACGAACCUUUACUCGACGAGAGCCGCGAUCGCGACUUGAUGGACAUCCUACCAGACUACCUCACCGAAGAGAUCUGUUUCCCCCGAAACCACGCCGUCAAAUUCUACACGCGCGUGCUGGACAGUAUGACGAAGAAGGUGGACGUAGUAGAGUAA
This is a messenger RNA of Neohortaea acidophila, 1512 nucleotides long. RefSeq names its product chromosome segregation protein Csm1/Pcs1-domain-containing protein. Lineage: Eukaryota; Fungi; Ascomycota; Dothideomycetes; Mycosphaerellales; Teratosphaeriaceae. The record is from RefSeq and is a predicted model, not a curated record. Gene Ontology annotation, cellular component: mitotic spindle; chromosome, centromeric core domain; nucleolus. Gene Ontology annotation, biological process: attachment of mitotic spindle microtubules to kinetochore; homologous chromosome segregation; meiotic sister chromatid segregation. The transcript is spliced from 2 exons. The coding region runs from base 1 to 1512 and encodes 503 amino acids. Gene Ontology annotation, molecular function: protein binding; microtubule site clamp.